Messenger RNA from Magnusiomyces paraingens, 975 nucleotides. RefSeq lists its product as uncharacterized. The transcript has 3 exons. The record is from RefSeq and is a predicted model, not a curated record. Lineage: Eukaryota; Fungi; Ascomycota; Dipodascomycetes; Dipodascales; Dipodascaceae. Gene Ontology annotation, cellular component: nucleus; cytoplasm. The coding region runs from base 1 to 975 and encodes 324 amino acids. Gene Ontology annotation, molecular function: protein serine/threonine phosphatase activity.
AUGGCCGACGCACACGAAGCUGAUCUCGAGUCCAUUAUCGAUAGACUUCUUGAAGUUAGAGGCUCAAGACCCGGAAAGCAGGUUGACCUGCUUGAACACGAAAUUCAAUACCUAUGCACAAAAGCCAGAGAGAUUUUCAUCCAGCAACCUAUAUUACUUGAGCUUGAGGCUCCUAUAAAGAUUUGUGGCGAUAUUCAUGGUCAAUAUUAUGACUUGCUCCGCCUUUUCGAAUACGGUGGCUUUCCCCCAGAGGCAAAUUAUCUGUUUCUCGGUGACUAUGUCGAUAGAGGAAAACAAUCUUUAGAAACUAUUUGCCUUUUGUUGGCUUACAAAAUUAAAUACCCUGAAAACUUUUUCAUUCUCAGAGGCAAUCACGAAUGUGCCUCUAUCAACCGUAUUUACGGCUUUUACGACGAAUGCAAGCGCAGAUACAACAUUAAGCUGUGGAAGACCUUUACUGACUGCUUCAACUGUCUCCCUAUUGCAGCCAUUAUAGAUGAGAAGAUCUUCACCAUGCAUGGCGGUCUUUCUCCCGACUUGAACUCUAUGGAACAGAUUCGUCGCGUUAUGCGACCAACCGACAUUCCCGAUAUUGGUCUUUUAUGUGACCUGCUGUGGUCUGACCCUGAUAAAGAUAUUGUUGGAUGGAGCGAGAAUGAUCGUGGUGUAUCUUUUACUUUCGGACCAGAUGUGGUGUCGCGGUUUUUGCAAAAGCAUGAUAUGGAUCUGAUUUGCCGUGCACAUCAGGUCGUCGAAGAUGGUUAUGAGUUCUUUUCUAAGCGUCAACUAGUGACUCUCUUCUCGGCUCCCAACUACUGUGGUGAGUUUGACAAUGCUGGUGCCAUGAUGAGUGUCGACGAAAGUCUCCUGUGUUCUUUCCAGAUUCUCAAGCCCGCAGAGAAGAAGCAAAAGUAUGUUUAUGGUAACGCCCGCCCUGUCACUCCAUCAAAAAAGAAUAAGAAGACCGGAAAAUAA